Molecule: messenger RNA, 3113 nt
Organism: Sander lucioperca (pikeperch)
Lineage: Eukaryota; Metazoa; Chordata; Actinopteri; Perciformes; Percidae
Product: divergent protein kinase domain 1A-like
Exons: 5
Coding region: 328-1614 (428 amino acids)
Source: RefSeq, a predicted model, not a curated record
ACCCCAGCACGCCUGCAGUCAGUACCUAGCCAAUCUAUAUUUUUACAUUGAGGUUACAAACUGUUACCCAUUCUCGUUCUGUAAUUGGUCAAAACGCCCCAGAAGUGAUCAAACCAAUAUGAGCCUCACUUCGCUGCAGCCGACGGCGCAACUCAGUCUGCCGCGUCGCCGCAUCCAUAUUGACGGUGCUGCCGACAGAAUUAGUUAUGUUAAAGCCUAUUUUUGAAAUAUUUCCAGGGUUAGUCCAAUAGGCGUUGCCUGGUGCCGUGUGAAGUGUACGCCGAAUUUCUUCCUUCAACAGCUUUUGUGAGAUGUUCUUCAUUUACCAUGGCAAGGGGUCUGUUUCCAUGGGGGUUGUUUAGAAAGCUUCUGUUCAUCCAGGCCAAAUUUUCCUACCUACACAUGAAGUACCUGUUCUUUUCCUGGCUGACAGUGUUUGUGGGUAGCUGGAUAGUUUAUGUCGAGUACUCGUCCUACACAGAGCUGUGUCGUGGGCAUGACUGCAAAAAUUCAAUCUGUGACAAAUACAGUAAAGGAGUCAUUGACGGCUCGGCCUGCAGCAGCCUAUGUAAGAAAGACACGCUUUACCUGGGGAAGUGCUUCACUGCCAAGCCUAACAGCCAGGUAUAUUCUGGAAGCUGGGGAGACCUGGAGGGAGUCAUUAAGUGCCAGAUGGAGGAGGCUCCUCAUUAUGAUUUGGGAAGCGAGAUGGAGCCCAGGAAGGAGGCUGUGGCCUUCAACAAGCCCACCAAGGGGACCUCUGUGGAAAAGUUUAGAGAGAUGAUCCUCAACCACCUAAAGGCUAAAGUAGGGGAUCAGGCCAACCUUGCUGACCUGGCAACCCAAGUAUUGUCUAUAACAGAUGCCAAUAAAGAUAGUCAUAUCUCACUGCCCGAGGCUCGCUCCACCUGGGCACUGCUGCAGCUCAAUGAAUUCCUGUUAGCGUUAGUCCUGCAAGACAGAGAGCACACACCCAAGUUACUGGGCUUCUGUGGAGACCUGUAUGUGAUGGAGAAGGUGCCAUACUCUCCCCUGUACGGGAUCAGUCUACCCUGGAUCAUUGAGGUGUGGAUUCCUGCUGGUCUGCGCCGCAGCAUGGACCAAUGGUUCACCCCCUCUUGGCCACACAAGGCCAAGAUCUCCAUUGGACUGCUGGAACUGGUUGAGGAUGUUUUCCAUGGCACUUUCGGCAGCUUCCUCAUGUGUGAUGUGAGUGCCACCAGUUUUGGCUACAAUGAUAGGCAUGACCUGAAGGUGACGGAUGCAAGGUACAUUGUUCCUGAAGCCAUUUUCCAAGAAAACAUUAGGCAGAAACGCUGCGAUGUGGACGAGGAUUGUCUUUACGGGGCAGACUGCCUCACUUCCUGUGACCUCACCAAGCACCGUUGUACACCCGAGGUCACCAGGCCAAACUUAGCCAAAGGCUGUGAGGCACUCAAGGACUACAUUCUGAGAGGUGCCCCAUCUGAUGUCAAGGAGGAGCUUGAGAAGCAGCUGUACGCUUGCAUUGCACUGAAAGGUUCGGCAGAACAGAUGGAAAUUGAGCACUCACUUAUUCUAAACAACCUCAAGACUUUGCUAUGGAAGAAAAUCUCUCACACAAAAGACUCCUAAUAAAUGACAAGCUUUCAGAAGCACAGAUUACUUUUUUAUAUUAGUCUUUUCACUGUGGAAACUCCCCUUAUCUUAACAUGCGUUUUAUCUUGAAGCAGUUGUCAAGGAAUGUCAGUUUCUGAUUUAAUCACAAGUAAACUGUUAAUAUACUGGAGCAAAAUGAGAAUUUUUUUUUUUUUUUUUUUUUUAAACCAUGACAAUGGGAAACCAAUACAUUUGACAUUAUCGAAAGGAUCCCAACAGAGGUUGACCUUUAUGUUAGAGUAAGAUCCUUUAUGUUUAACAUAAAACGGCUCCAAAAUCUCCAAACCCACCAGACUCCUUUUAAAUAGUCACCGUUAUCUUGAAACACUUCAAAAGUGACACAAACCAAAUAAAACUAUCAAAAGCCAUCUUGGUUCGUCUUUCCAUGUUCCAACAAUCGCCACCCUGGCGUGCUUGAAAUAAACCCUUAAUUCAUGCAUUUACAUGUGAAAAUAUGCUGCUCUAUACACGAUAAAAGUAUUUAAAAUGGAGUCUGUAGAGUUUGGCACUGGCGAUUUUGUUAAACUAAAAGAUCUUACUCUAAAAAGGUCUCUCUCUUUCCAUAAUGUUGUCAGACACUUGGAACAAUCUGAGCCCAGCGUCCUCGCUCAAUACUGGACCAAUUUCAACACUUUUGUUUACAUUAGUCAAAGCAUGGGAUAAUCGAGUCCAGGUAGAAAAAUACCAAAACUACCCUUCAACUUUGAUUCACCUCAACGCUCUGAUUCAAAUCCCUCAGACAAAUGACAUUUCUGUUUAGAAGGUAUGUUUGUUUGCAGAAAUGAUUUCAUUGCACGAGUUAUUUUUAAUGACAAGCAAAUGAGCCUAUAAACCAUUUUUAACUAUUGAGGUUUAAUUACACAAAACUACCCUAUAAAAAAAUCCCCAAAUUAAGGUGAUCAAGAAGCCCCGACAAUGCUAAAGGAAACAUUAAGUUUAAUAUAUGAAUAAGUACUCAAGAAUAUUACUCUUUUUCAAUAGAUUUAUUAGAACAAAUUUCCACAGGGAGCAGCACCUCAAUCAGCAUCUUCCUGUUCCUGAGCCCGGAGGAAGCUGGCCUUCUUCUGGGCGACACGGUCUUUCCUCUGGGCCAGAGAGAGCUUGGCACGGUUCCACCUAGGUCACAAAACAAGCACCAUUAAUGUUUGCAGGUUGUUUUUUUUUAUCGUUUCAAAGUUGCAAGUUUUUUUUGUACCUUCCAUACACCUCAAUAGGCUUAACUUGCAUUUCAAAUUGUACCAUACUAUAGUCAUAUGCUUGAGUUGCCAUAUUCCAUCUGAACACUCAGACAGACUGCUUGGAUAGAACCCUUAAUCCUAAAGUGAAUAUUUUACUCCAACAAACUUGUUUGAGACCUUAUAAUAAACCUAAAAAUGAUUUUCAAACAUCAGCAUCUCUCACCUCUUCUUCUUGACUUCUUUGGGAGGCUUCUUUUCAUGGACAGGGUUCUCACGAAUGGAAGCAUGAGCCUUUUU